This is a messenger RNA of Cyprinodon tularosa, 3702 nucleotides long. RefSeq names its product reticulon-4 receptor-like 1 (gene rtn4rl1a). The transcript is spliced from 3 exons. Gene Ontology annotation, cellular component: plasma membrane. Lineage: Eukaryota; Metazoa; Chordata; Actinopteri; Cyprinodontiformes; Cyprinodontidae. The coding region runs from base 573 to 1940 and encodes 455 amino acids. The record is from RefSeq and is a predicted model, not a curated record. Gene Ontology annotation, molecular function: protein binding.
AGCAGCCGCAUCUCGCAGUGGAAGGGGAGGGGACUGCAGCUUCGGAGCUUCUCUGGUAACAGAGACAGUGGAAGGCACUGACUCACGCAGCACAUUCUGGACUCUCUUCCAUACCUGCAGCUCAAACCCCGACGGGAGAAUCGGGAUGAAGUAAACGUAAAACAACUUUCCUGUCUUUUUUUUCCUUCUUCCCUUUUAAGAUCGAUCAUUUCUUGGAUCCACCCAGAACUGCAUCCUUUCAACUCCAACUCUAAAUAAAGUCUGACUGUGUUUUCGUCAUUUAUAAACACCAGAUGGCGGUGAGCUGAAAAUGAUUUGAGACUCUUGGGACGGGACCAGGUGUUGUUUUUUUUUCUUUCGAUAUUAAGUCUUGAAAACUGUAAAGGAUUAUUUUGUGCUUGAUUGUCCUCAAUUUGGACAAAUUUAACUCCAUCAGCCAAGCUUCUGUUAUUUCUCUACCAAUCGCCACCGAGGAGAGAAGAGCGCAGUCUGUGUGCGAGCGGUCAAAGGAAAUCCAAACAAUCUGCUGAAGGAUGAUACUCCAAUAGACGGUCCUAACAGCUGCUGUCAAUAUGUUCAGGCGAGGUUAUGGCGGGGUGGAGUUGCUGCUGGUGCUCUGGGGCCUGGAUCUCUCCAUGCCCUGCCCCCGUCACUGCAUCUGCUACACUUCACCUAGCACUGUUUCCUGUCAGGCCCACAACUUCCACGCUGUGCCCGAAGGCAUCCCAGCUCAGAGCGAGCGCGUCUUCUUGCAGAACAACAAGAUCCAGCGGUUGCUCCGGGGCCACUUCUCACCCACCACCACCAUGCUGUGGCUCUACUCAAACAACAUCUCCUACAUACAGCCGUCCACAUUCCAUGGCUUCGAGCGGCUGGAAGAGCUCGACCUGGGAGACAAUCGCUACCUGAAGGCUGUUGCCUCAGACACUUUCAUGGGCCUGGGUCGGCUACAUGCCCUACAUCUGUACCACUGUGGUUUGAUCAGCCUGCCUCCAGAGAUCUUUUCUGGCCUACAUAAUCUCCAGUAUCUCUACCUACAGGACAACCAAUUAGAGUUCUUAGAAGAUGAUUUAUUCAUCGACCUCCUAAACCUAAGUCAUCUCUUCCUGCAUGGAAAUCGACUUUGGAGUCUUCGCCAGAACACGUUCCGAGGACUGGGGGUUUUGGACCGACUUCUCCUGCACCAAAACCGUAUCCAGUGGGUUGAUCGGCAGGCAUUCCACGACCUUCGUCGACUCACCACUCUCUACCUGUUUAAUAACUCUAUAACUGAGCUGUCAGGUGCCACCCUGAUGCAACUGCCAGCCCUAGAGUACUUGCGUCUUAACGACAACCCCUGGGAAUGCGACUGCAAGGCCCUAUCACUCUGGGACUGGCUUCGUAGGUUUAGGGGCUCUACCUCCACUCUGAUCUGUGUUUCACCACCAGAGCUGGCAGGAAAGGAUAUGAAGUCCAUAAAGAAGGAAGAGCUACCCAGCUGCUUGUCCAAUGAGGGCCAUGGAAGAGGUACCUCAGGAGAGGAGACGGAGCAUGGAGACUCUUUAAACCACCUAAACCGCCACAGAAACCAUCACAACCAUCAUCAGCGGCCUUACCUGCCGCAUGGGGAUCAGUACAGUUUGCCUUCGCCCCCACCUCUACCACGACCACCGAAGGGAAGCCGCAAAAACUGUACCCGCCGGGGACGGAAGGCAAAAGGGGGGCUAAAUGAGGUCCAGAUACUUCAGGAGGGGGGUGAGAAGGACUACUCACCAGAAGGAGGAAAAUAUGACAUGUCUGCUUCUUCAAGAAGGAGGAACAAGUGCAUUCCCAGAACUUCUGUCGGUCCGCCAAGCGGAGUUCAGAGAGCUAAUAAUAACACAGGGGCCCACUCGGCAGUGUGCAUUCCCUGUUUGUCAUCAGCUCUUCUUCUGUCAGUCUAUUUUGUGUUUAUGCGCUGAAACAGGACCCGCACGCUUAUGUGCUUAUGAUGCAACCUUAUGAGUAAUUCUCCUAUUAAAAAAAUCACCCUGUCAUGGCUAUUUAAGGAGACAUGUUGGAUGACGAAGUGCACACUUGACAUUCCAGUGAGAACAUCAUGGAGUGUUCCUGUGGGAAAAAUGCAGGAAUCAUUAUAAGUCCAACAAAGAAAGACGGGGAGAACAAUUCAACCUACUGUUUUGAUGAUGUCAGCAUUGAAAUAACAGGGAAACUACUGUCUCUUUGGCAUCAGUCUCUUCAUCAAAUUUAUGUACUCAUGAAAAUUGUACAGCCUCAUCAAAUUAUGAAUCAAUCAUUAAUUAGAAUAACAGUGAUAGUGCAAAGUAAAAAUCAAAACAGUUAACCCUCUUGAAUAUAUAGUGCAAUCACAUUACAGCCUCGAUGUGCCACUCACAAUAGGACAAAGACAGUAAUUUAAAGCUGUCUCUUUGCUAACUCAACAGCACCUAAGACCAAGAAACACACUACCGAAGACAUUGGUUGCAAGAAAAUGACACAUUGUGAAGAGUUUCAAGACUAAUAGCUGUAAUCACUAUCAAUCCGCCGGAAAAAUUGGCUCUGCUCCCACAUCUCACUCUAGUUUUAAUGCACAUCUGUACAAUUUUGCAUCUAAAUAAUACAGCUGAAAUUGUCACAAAACAAUAUAGCUGUCAAUUCAUCAAACAAGUUCAGUUGAAAGCUAUCAUUUGUCCUCAACUUUGCAUAGCAAGUUAAAAGCCGAUCCAAGCCAACACAUUUUUCGAAAAUUCAACAGGUCUCAUUUAUCAUCCUAGAGUGAGUGAAUAUUUCUGAGAAACUGUUGUAUGUAAAGUGGACACUUUACUGUAACUGUAAAGUGGCAAAAUAGGGAAAGAAAAUGCUCUAAAGCCAUUCGGGUAGAAUAAAGCUAGAUAACAAGAGUGCCUAAUGGGAGCAAGAUAUUAAUAACACCAACAUCUGGAGACAAGAGGUAAUGUCAUUCGCUCUACAACUUCCCUUGCCUGACCACCUUUCUGGGGCCAAGAGACGACUGAGGAUUAAACCCAGGUCAUAGCAAUCCUAAUUCACUGAAACUUCUCUCUUUGAUGAUGUGGAGAAAAUUUGAAAGCACUAUUCAGUCUAAACAGCCACAAGAAAGAGAUUGCGUAUCAAAGGUCUGAUCAGCCUCUAUUGAGUAAAAAGGAAGGUCAGAGUCUGAGAAAUACUGUAUGAAGGUGUUAAUGGACUUCUCCUUUCUUGUGUGUUAACAAGGACUUGUUGAUCUGCAAGCCUAUUUGAAGAGUUGGAUUUUUAUCUCUGCUUGGUCUGAAAAUCACCAUGACCUGUUAGGGGCUAUAGGCUCCUCUUCAAGAAAUAACCAAUGACAGAUAGGACAGUGGGACACAGCACAUUCUUUGAAGACAGAUUAAGCAUGGCCUUUUUCUUCCUCAAAAUGAUAAAAGAUCAAGCACCUUCACUGCUUACUGCAAACUUCCCACUCAAGUUUAUUCAGAGUGAGCCAAGAACAAGCGGCUCUUACUCGGUUUUUGCUUUAGACAAUUUUUUUUUUUUUUUUGCACAACUCAAGUCACAAUUGCUCCAAGGCAAGAGGUGGAGACCAAAUUUUAGACAAACUGUUUAGUUAUUCCCUGCAGUGCAACAGAGUACUGAGAUCUUUAUUUAAACUGGUCCUCAUAAGUAGAGAUGCACAGAGAAACUGAGUGGUGAGAGGUGGAAAGUUACAGCUUGGUUGAUCCUUCCUGG